GUGCGUUUGACUCGAGCACGCACGCGGCAACGAAGAUGGAACGACUGCCUCCGUGGAUCGCUGUCGUCCUGGUGAGUAUGGCAACUGUGGACGGAAAGGCGUUGGAGCUUGUGGUGUGCGACAGCUGCGUGAACAUUGAGUCCCCUCUCGGAUUUUGUGGCGAGCUCCGCAACAAAUACCCCGUGUGUCUUCAACGAGACAUGACUCUUGAGCAGCAAGAUCGUCUGGCCGAAUCGCACUUCGCUGCAUUUCAUGCUGCAUCCAACUCGACGAACUCAGCAACGACAAUCUGCCAUCAAGCGCUGCGUGAAGUUGCAUGCAUGUUUGCUUUCCCCGCAUGCGAACUCGCCCAAGAGCGUCCGCUCUGCAGUGGCGCAUGUGCCGCCCAGGUCACAAACAAUUGUUCCACGUCAUUCGCAGCGCUCGUGAAACCCGUGACAGACGCGUUGUGCGGCACCAUCGACGAUUCCAAGUGCAUUCCGUGGACAUACAGCGGUCCCAAUCGCGGUGCGUGGGUGGCAGGGUUUACCAUCUCGGUGGUGUUUUCGUUCCUCUCGAGCGUUGGGAUCAACUUGCAAAAGCGUGCACUCAAGCAAAAUGAAGUCACGGCCCACGAAACAGGCACGCAGCCACUGUCACCGUUCCGGCUGCCCCUGUGGACUCUGGGGUUCUGCUUGAUCGUGGCCGGGUCACUGCUCGAUUUCAUUGCGUUUGGUUUGGCUCCACAGAGUCUACUUGCUCCGCUGGCUGCGCUGACGUUGGUGUGGAAUAUGAUGCUCGCGCCAUGCUUCAAUAAGGAGCGGUUGUCGCGCAAGGACAUUUGGGCGACUCUUAUCAUUUUUCUCGGUGCGACUCUGGCCGUCGUAUUUGCCAACCACAACUCGCCGUCGUAUACGCUGGACGACCUGAAACAUCUCUACCGGAACUCCCUUACACUGCUCUACUUUGCUAUCGUGUUUGUGCUCAUUCUGCUGCACUACGUUGUGAUCAAGUGCGUCGAGCACCUCCACUUGGCGUCGCACCGCCACCGCAUCAUCAACUUUGGCGACCCGUCCGUGUGGUCCACGGUGCGCCUUGUCGCGUAUGCUGGGCUGGGAGGGCUCAUGGGUGGCCAGUCGGUGCUGUUUGCAAAGUCGACUAUCGAACUGGUCAAGUCGCUCUUUGCCGGCGGCGACUGCUUCACCCACGCUGAGACGUACUGCAUCAUCGUCGCGAUGGGAGGGUGCUUGAUCGCACAGAUGCAUUUCCUCAACGGCGGGCUCGCCAACUACGACGCACUCUCCGUCGUUCCCAUUUACCAGGCGUACUGGAUCAUCAGCGGCGUCAUGGGAGGGGCCGUGUACUUUCAAGAGAUUCGUUCCUUUUCUGAAUUCCAAGCAUGCAUGUUCGUCGUUGGUAUUUUGACCACAAUCGGCGGCGUCGCCCUUCUCGCGCAGCGGUCCCUUCUCACACCGCCACCGCUGCUAAAAAAGCGCAAGACGCUUGCCAGCCGCAAUUUGAGCUCGUACUGGCAUAAUCCCCAAGCGCUCGCAAAGAGCGUCAACCUAGCCGGUGGCAGCGCGGACGGCGCUGUUGGCUCGUCCGAUGACAUGAAACCAAGAGCGGUAGGGCGGCACGCGUCCGCCAUCACCACCACCACCGAGGAAGGUGACGAGGAGGGUCCUGCAGUCAGCCAGGGCAGCAGCGACGACGACGGGGCGACCGGCGGUGCGGGUGAAGCGGCGCCGACCUCCAAUGGCAUCGACGAUGACAACGAAGACAUGAAUAGCAUGAACCGACAAGCCAUCGAGAACUCACUCGACAUGUCACCCAUGGGCACGUUCUUGAUGGGGUUUCCGUCCCAGCGCAAUCUGAGCAUUUUCCUCCGACGAGAGUCCAGCAACCGACUGGCGUCGGCAAAUUUGCGGCCGAACCACCCGCGGAUGGCGCAGGACGACAUCGAGAUCGGGACCGGCACCGGUAGCACGUCGAAUCGAACGGUCGAUGGCACGGGUGCAGACGUCGUCGCCACUGAAAGCGCAGACGAAAAGCGAAAGGCCAAACGACGGUCCAUCACGUUUGCAGGGUUCAAGUCGUCCAAGAAAUAGCGACCUCGGUCUUUCUACGUAACUAUUGGUGCAUUCGAUCAACCCACAGCAACUUGCCAGUGGAGGUGGCACCAAACACUUCAUGCAGGCCGCGCGGCUCGAAUUUCACAUGAAAUGGACCAGGAAGCCCCUGGUGCUUUCGGCAGAAGCGGGCGGACUCACGAGAGCUGCGGCAAGUUGCUUGGGUAUUACGUUAAAUAAGUGUGACGUCGUGGGUCGAGAGCUACGAUGGAUCGGACGGGUCGUCCUGCCGCAGGUCGUCGUCGCCUUUCGACCCUUCCAUGAGCUCGGACACUUGUGUCUGGAGCAUGACAAGAGUUUGCUGGAUCUUUGUGUUUUGAUGGGCGAGUUGAAUAAUCAUUCCUUG
Molecule: messenger RNA, 2454 nt
Organism: Aphanomyces invadans
Lineage: Eukaryota; Oomycota; Saprolegniomycetes; Saprolegniales; Verrucalvaceae
Exons: 5
Coding region: 36-2087 (683 amino acids)
Biological process (GO): magnesium ion transport
Cellular component (GO): membrane
Molecular function (GO): magnesium ion transmembrane transporter activity; protein binding
Source: RefSeq, a predicted model, not a curated record